UUCUUCCCUCUCCACCACUAUUCUUCUCCUCAAUUUUGGCUGUUCCUUAACGUGCAUCCAUCUACAAGCAUCACCAGCAUACUCAGCUUGACAAGGCAAUUAAUUCGAUACCCACAUCACGUAUCCGCCCCCUCCUCUUCCCAUAAUUGCCUAUAUGGACAUAGUUAUUUCCCAAAGGAGGGGGACCCAAUACUUUUGCAAAGCACCAAGAAGAGAAGCUAGAAGAAUUCUGCGUGAGAAGGUCAGGCACAUGCAGAGCGAGGCGCAGGCUUUGGGCACAGCAAUGAACCAGUUGUAUGCUUCAUCAGCUGUCUAUACUGGGGAUGAGGCUGAUGUGUAUCGGUCUGGACCAAGAGAGCAGAAGGACCCGUAUUGAUUCCAUGGCCCCUCCACGUAUCCUGGAAGGCGCACUUCACAUGUCUGGUUUGGC
Molecule: messenger RNA, 430 nt
Organism: Macroventuria anomochaeta
Lineage: Eukaryota; Fungi; Ascomycota; Dothideomycetes; Pleosporales; Didymellaceae
Exons: 1
Coding region: 155-376 (73 amino acids)
Source: RefSeq, a predicted model, not a curated record